Molecule: messenger RNA, 879 nt
Organism: Bolinopsis microptera
Lineage: Eukaryota; Metazoa; Ctenophora; Tentaculata; Lobata; Bolinopsidae
Product: putative mediator of RNA polymerase II transcription subunit 26
Source: RefSeq, a predicted model, not a curated record
AUGACGAACAGAGGGAAGGUGAAAGAAAAGAAUGUAAUUACAAAGAAGAGUAGAGAAGCGCAGAAAGAAAUGAAGAGUGAUCAAAGAAGGGAAGCACAUGUAGGAGGGAAGAACAAAGAUUAUGAAAUAAUGAGGAACAGCGGAAGUCAUGCUGAAGGAAAACUGAAGAAAGAUGCAGCGAAAGGCAGAAAGAAAACAUCAGGCUCCAAAUAUCUAAAAAUCUCCCAAGCAAAAAUGGAGAAAGGGGUACUUCCCUGUUCUCCUUGUUACCUGAACCAAAUUGUAAGGAAAAGAGCAUUUUAUCACAAGGUUUACAACAAGGUUUACAACAAGGUUUACAACAAGGUUUACAACAAGGUUUACAACAAGGUUAACAAGGUUUACAACAAGGUUUACAACAAGGUUUACAACAAGGUUUACAACAAGGUUUACAACAAGGUUUACAACAAGGUUUACAACAAGGUUUACAACAAGGUUUACAACAAGGUUUACAACAAGGUUUACAACAAGGUUUACAACAAGGUUUACAACAAGGUUUACAACAAAGUUUACAACAAGGUUUACAACAAGGUUUACAACAAGGUUUACAACAAGGUUUACAACAAGGUUUACAACAAGGUUUACAACAAGGUUUACAACAAGGUUUACAACAAGGUUUACAACAAGGUUAACAACAAGGUUUACAACAAGGUUUACGACAAGGUUUACAACAAGGUUAACAACAAGGUUUACAACAAGGUUUACGACAAGGUUUACAACAAGGUUUACAACAAGGUUUACAACAAGGUUUACAACAAGGUUUACAACAAGGUUUACAACAAGGUUUACAACAAGGUUUACAACAAGGUUUACAACAAGGUUUACAACAAGGUUUACAAC